UCGUAAGCAUUUAUCUAAUUUUAGCUUCUUUUCGCUAUUUCGUUUGUCCGUAGAAAAUUUUCAAUAUUUUUAAAACUAUCGCAGGCUAAACAACACAGUCUUCAAUUUUUGUACCCAAAAUGAUUGUGAUGCACAUGGAGUUGGAACCGGGUUUCCACAAAGCGGACAUUAAUAUGAUACCAACAGUGCGCAGCGAGACAAUAUUCGGUUUUGUCACGAAGAUUGCCACCAGCGGUGCUAGCGUAAAGAAGCAGCAGUCUAACAGCGCUGGAAGCGGCGAUGUGGAUUUACGCGUAGAUUUUGUGCAAGUUAGAAAAGCUGGCGAUAUAUUCGAAAUGCGUGCGGUGGUUUUUCCAGCAGCCACUGGCGGCAACCAUGAGGCGCACAUACGUGUCACGCUCAAAGUAGAUGAAAAAAAGGACGAGAUAUCGGAGACUAGAUGUGAACGUUGCCCGAAAAAAGAUUCCUGCCCACAUAUACUCGCUUUCAUUUUUUGGCUGCACCGCAAGAGUACGGACACUGAAGCGCCAGCCAUACGUGACUUUUGGGGUAGUGAAAUAGAAGCUCUGGCUGAAGAAGAACGCUCGGAGGCGGUACGAAUUCGUGAUAUAUUCGCUUGUGAUGAAUUACGAUUAGAAGCCGAUCUAGAAGCAGCUGCGGUUAGUGAAACAGAAGGACAGGCUUUCUUCGAGACUGUACUUGAUGAAAUGGAAAAUCUAGGUUUGCGAGAUUCGGCGCUAUAUCGUCACUGUCGAUCUGUGCUAGAUGAGUUCGAGCCACUUUUCAUACAUCACACAAUGUUGGAUGCCUCUAAUAAUGGUGUGAAAAAUUCACGCUCCUUUGUGCAACACAUGGAGGAUCAAGCUAAGCAGGGACUAUUCGAGCGUCUUGCCGAAGUCUCGAAAACCAGCUAUAAAACACCGCUCUGGUUAGAAACUCAAUACAUGCGAUUACGUUGCUCGCUCAUACAUCGCAUUGCAUCGCGUAAGGACUCACUGGAAGAUGACAACAUAAUAGAAAUGCUGUUCUGUAAGGAACGUGAGUACAAUGCCGAGGAGAGGCAGCAAUUGAAGCAACACAAACGCUUCAUAUUAAAACAGACUGAAAAACUUGAAAAUAAAACGUACAGCGAAUGCGGCUUGUUGCUGAACGAAAGCUAUCCAUACAUUUGUGCAUCGCCUGAUGGCAUCACCGACGACCACAUCGUCGAAAUAAAAGCACCCAAAACAGAUGACGAAUUUGAAAAGUAUCUGGAAGGACGUGAAACUAUCGCACCCAAGUACAUGGCACAAAUACAGAUACAAAUGUAUAUGGCGAAUGUGACAAAAGCGCUUUAUUGUGUGUUAAGUCCCACCUUCGAUACUAACGGUGCACUGCACUAUGUGUGGGUGCAAGCCGAUAUGGAAUUUGUGGCGAGUCUGCUCGGUGCAGCCGAAGAUUUUUGGAAAGAUGUGGUAUUUCCGCGUCUUGUCAAAAUCUACUUAGGUAAUUCAUAAGUUAACGAUUAAGAAAUUAGAUUAGCUGGCGCGCACAUUAAGUAAUCUUGUCGAACGCAUACCAAUACAAUAAAGGAAUGUCUUAUUCACAA
Anastrepha obliqua is the source of this 1588-nucleotide messenger RNA. RefSeq lists its product as uncharacterized. Lineage: Eukaryota; Metazoa; Arthropoda; Insecta; Diptera; Tephritidae. The record is from RefSeq and is a predicted model, not a curated record. The coding region runs from base 120 to 1496 and encodes 458 amino acids. The transcript has 3 exons.